This is a messenger RNA of Rhopilema esculentum, 6888 nucleotides long. Its product is annotated as adenylate cyclase type 5. The record is from RefSeq and is a predicted model, not a curated record. Gene Ontology annotation, molecular function: adenylate cyclase activity. Gene Ontology annotation, biological process: intracellular signal transduction; cAMP biosynthetic process; adenylate cyclase-activating G protein-coupled receptor signaling pathway. Lineage: Eukaryota; Metazoa; Cnidaria; Scyphozoa; Rhizostomeae; Rhizostomatidae. Gene Ontology annotation, cellular component: plasma membrane.
CUAACUCAACAGCAAAAUUAUCGAGCCCUCAUUUGAAACCAAUACACAGUACAUCGAAUCCUUGAAAGAGAGGACGAAGUGGCCUGGCAUACCUCCGAAAUGUUAUCUAUUCGUCUGACUUGCUGUUUAUCAAUUGGGAGCUUGUUACGCGAAUGCAGGUACUAAUUGUACAAACAAAACAAUACCUGUGCAUUGAAUAAAUUUUGUGUAUAGAGUAACCGAUGAAAGCAAAGGGCCUAAAUCAACAUUACGAACAUGAUGUAGAAACUAUUCCCUCCAUGGCUGUAAGGUCCAAUUUUAUUUUAGCCUGGAAGUUCAGAAUGCUCUUAUUCCGUUUGUUGAUGUUCGUUAACUGAUGCUUAUAAUAGCAACGCACAGCAUCGGAGCAAUCACGGUAACUGGUGAAUACAAUUGAAUUGUCAUUGCUUAUUUUGAACCGUUCUAAAGCCUGAAUUGGAAUCAUGAGGAAUUCUUGAAUUGGAACAUACUAUUUUAGUAACUAUGGCGGGUAUCUUCAAUCCAAGGCGGUCCUCUGUAUCCCCUCAGCAAGAAGAAGCAGCUGGAACAGCUCGCAAUGGAGACAUAGAAACACAGGUGCUUCCCAAGAGCAAGCAGGACAAAAUGUCCAAUUUUUCAAAGUCCAAAGGUGACAACGGUAGUUGGUUUAGUUUGCCUCAUGAAAGAACUGGAAUGGCUCGUCAAAAGACUGCAUUUGCUGCAAAUGGAAAUAAAUUUCCUUCAGAAUCGAAGAAAAAGGGUCGGUUGCAACCGGCACGUAGGCCAAGUAAGGACAUCGAAGAUUCCCCUACUAAUUUUGAUGACCGAUCACCAUACAGCUCCUUGAAAGCAAGCGAUCGCUUUAAUGACAAGCCAUUAGAACCUUUGAGACUAAAAUCUAUCCAUAAAGCAUGUGUGAAAACUAUGGCAUUUUCAUCGGAAAAGGUUGAAACUCUUUAUCGGAGAUACUUUUUCAGGUUUAAUCAAAAUUUUGUGAAUUGGUUGCUGAUAUUACUUAUAUGUGUGAAUGCUAUAGAAGCCGGACUACACUUUGGAUACCAUGAAAUAGAUAGCAGGGGUGAGGAACUUUUUAUCGGUAGGGGCACAGCACUCUGUGUCUUAAUCACAAUUUUCCUGUCCCUUGUUGCUGUGAUAAACUGGAAUGGCUCAUCACAAAAAUUAUUGAGUUACAUUUCCUAUUUCAUCAUUGCACUGACUUGCAUAACCGUAAUUCUACAGCUUUACUUCUUUAAAGAAAAGGCCCAUUCCGUUACUGAAGCGGUAUCUCUAACAAUGUUUUUUAUCUAUAUGAUAUAUACAAUGUUACCUGUGCGGAUUGGUGUCGCUAUGUUUGGUGGAUUUUUGUUAUCAAUUUCUCACAUGGUUACUUCCGCGGCUGCCGACCAACGAGUUACAAAGAUGGAUGAAAGUUUGCCCUACUUGGUCAUUUCAAAUCUUUUGCUGUUUAUUUGCGCUAAUAUUUGUGGAAUAUUUACACACCUUCCUGCAGAGCUUGCACAACGACAAGCUUUCCUUGAAACAAGAGGUUUUGUAGAAGCGAGGUUGAAUUUGCAACGGGAGAACCAAGAACAGGAACGCCUGCUGCUUUCUGUGUUGCCUAGGCACGUGGCCAUGGAGAUGAAAGCUGAUAUCGAAGGAGAUAGGGGGCGGCAGUAUACCCAGUUUAGCAAGAUUUAUAUCCAACGCCAUGUUAAUGUGAGUAUAUUGUUUGCUGAUAUCGAAGGUUUUACUAAGCUUGCAUCGCAAUGUACAGCUCCAGAGCUUGUCAAGAUUCUAAACGAGCUUUUUGCCAGAUUCGACCAGUUAGCUGUAAACAAUCACUGUAUGAGAAUUAAGAUCCUUGGCGACUGUUACUAUUGCGUUUCGGGCCUACCAGAGGCGAGAUCAGAUCACGCAAAUUGCUGCAUUGAAAUGGGUCUCGAUAUGAUUGAUGCCAUCGCGGUUGUCCGGGAUGCGACCAAGGUUUCCACUUUGAACAUGCGCGUUGGCAUUCACUCCGGCAAAGUCCACUGCGGAGUCUUGGGCUCGAAAAAAUGGCAGUAUGACGUGUGGUCGAAUGACGUCACAACUGCGAAUCACAUGGAAUCUGGUGGCAAGCCGGGGCGCAUUCACAUCACAGAAGUUGUAAGACAGCAUAUUGGAAGCGAUUAUGAGGUGGAGGACGGUCAUGGCUAUGCAAGAGACAAAUAUCUAGCCGAUAAUGCAAUUAAAACCUACUUUAUCAUUGCCGAUCCAAAAAGAGUUAAACAUGUGAGUGCUGCCUCAUCAGAAGCAGAAGGGAAAUUCAAAGGCUCUGUAAAGCAAAUGGCUUCCUGGUCUGCAGCAAACCCUUUCACCAAAAAGUUCUUCCUUGAUGUGAAGGAUAAUAUUUAUCAAGAUGAAAAAGACCGUAAGAUGAAUGAAAGGCUUGGUAUUUCAAAUCGCGAAGCUUCGAUGGAUCCUGAGGAUGAGGUUAAUGAAUUUCUAUCGCGUGCUAUUGAUGCGCGUAGUGUAGAAAGGUGGAAGAAAGAACAUGUUCAACCCAUCAUCCUAAAGUUCAGAAAAAAAGAAUACGAAAAGAAGUAUUCGAAAGAACCAAACAAGAUGUUUAUUCCCAACAUGAUCUGCAUUUCAAUCAUAUACUUGUUUGUCACGUUGGUGCAGAUACUUCUUCUUCCAAGAGAUCGAAUUACCAUUUCGAUUCAAGUUGUCGUUGGGCUGGUGGUCCUUCUUAUUCUGGUUGUAAUUGUUUCGAAUCGAAUAAAGAAAAUGCCAAGCGCCCUGAGAAGCUUGUCGGAAUGGAUAUCGAAACGGAAAUUUAUAUGCGAAUUCAUAUCUGUUCUGACGAUAUUUUUGGUUUUUGGUGUUGCUCUUGGAAGUAUUUUUGCGUGCAAAGCUCCUGAAGAAAACUUCCAGGAUAAGAACUUCAACUGCUCUGUUGUGACUGAUUUGAAGUUUGGCGUCGAGACUUGUGACUACCCGCAGUAUUUCUCAUACUGUGUCUGCCUCGUGAUGCUUGGCUGCGCUGUUUUCCUCCAGUUCGGUGCUAUUUACAAAGCCUUCGUUCUUGGAACUAUGACUGUUACAUACAUCUUCAUCGUUGUUGUUAAAUAUCGUCAGAUUUUCUUGAGGCACGAUAAGAUUGCCUUUUUCUGUCCAAACCGAUCAAGACAUUCUCCAAUUGACAUCGAAACAUUCACUGUCACUACAUACUUUCUUCUGGCUCUGUUUUUUCAUGGGCAUUUGUAUGAGCAAAUCUCUCGAUUGGAUUUCCUUUGGAAAGUUCAAGCCACAGAGGAAAAAGAAGACAUGGAAGGCAUUCGCGAAUACAACAGAACGCUGCUUCAUAAUAUUCUCCCAGGAAAUGUCGCCGAGCAUUUCCUGUCCUCUAGAGAUAAGAGUGAUGAGCUCUAUGCACAAGCCUGUCCCAACGUUGCUGUUAUGUUUUCAAAUAUAUGCAAUUUUAAUGAAUUCUAUUACGAGUUGGAUGCGAAUGGUGAGGGUGUCGAAUGUCUCAGGGUUCUCAAUCAGAUUAUUGUGGAUUUUGACGAGCUUUUAACGGACAAAAAAUACAAAUCUAUCGAGAAAAUCAAAACAAUAGGUGAAACAUACAUGGCUGCUGCAGGAAUUGCACAGGAAACUCUCGAGGAAAUAGCAUCGUUGGAUCAUGUAGAAGCUUUGGCAGAUUUCGCGAUGGCCAUGAAAGCCACAUUAGAAGACAUGAACAGGCACUCGUUUAAUAAUUUCCAACUUAAAAUAGGUUUAAACUGCGGCCCCGUCGUAGCCGGAGUUAUCGGUGCUCGAAAGCCGCAAUAUGACAUAUGGGGGGACACUGUCAAUGUUGCAAGUCGAAUGUAUAGCACAGGAAGAGCUGGUCUUAUUCAGGUUACUCAAAGCAUAUACAACAUCCUGUCUACACGAGGUUUUACUUUCGAGUGUCGUGGACUUGUAGAUGUUAAGGGCAAAGGAAAAAUGGUAACAUACUGGCUAAAAGGAAAAGAGGGCAAGCCAAGCUGAUAAAAGUUGAGUACAAAAAUAUUAACUGAGAAGGUCAGUGAACAGUCGUUUUGGAAAUUUUCUGAUGAUGUCCUUCUCGUCCAACCAAAGGAUCGCCAAAGAGGAUCAUUUCAGGAACAAUUGUGAUUGAUUUUUCGUUUAUCAGACAAUAGAUGUCAAGUUGAGUGUAAAGAUAAAGUUGUUGUUGGCAAGGACAUCGUGAAUUCGAUAGGCUGUGGUAGCAGUUUGUGUUUUUGCUUUGGAAGAAUACCCAUGUUGAUGAACGUUUUAAUUCUUAGAUUGGUUCAUUCAAGGAAGGCCUAAAAAGGAAAUUGAAAACAGUAGUGUUCGCAUGUUGAAGAACGUUUUAAUUCGUUGAUUAGUUCAUUCAAGGAAGGCCUAAAAAGGAAAUUGAAAACAGUAGUGAUCGCAUGUUGAAGAACGUUUUAAUUCUUAGAUUGGUUCAUUCAAGGAAGGCCUAAAAAGGAAAUCGAAAACAGUAGUGAUCGCAUGUUGAAGAACGUUUUAAUUCUUAGAUUGGUUCAUUCAAGGAAGGCCUAUAAAGGAAAUUGAAAACAGUAUUGAUCGCAUGUUGAAGAACGUUUUAAUUCUUAGAUUGGUUCAUUCAAGGAAGGCCUAAAAAGGAAAUUGAAAACAGUAGUGAUCGCAUGUUGAAGAACGUUUUAAUUCUUAGAUUGGUUCAUUCAAGGAAGGCCUAAAAAGAAAAUUAAAACCAGUAGUAAUCGCAUGUUGAAGAACGUUUUAAUUCUUAGAUUAGUUCAUUCAAGGAAGGCAAAAAGGAAAUUGAACGCAGUAGUGAUCACUUCCAGAAUUUUAGCUUAUUAGACAGAUUAGUUGUUUCCUUGAACAACUGUUUACACUCGUAAAUAAAUAUAUUGAAAAGUCAUAUUGUAUAGUUGUGAAAAAAUGUGAACGUCCUCUAAAACGCAAAUAAAAUACAAUCUCUAGCCUUUUAAACCUUUAUUAGUUGUACAGAAAGGUCGAAUGAUUUUUCUAAUCUUGCUUAUAAAACAAGGAACGGUACUGCAGUUUAUACAACCGUAGACGAAAAUUUAAAGUCCAAUUUGAUGUAUAUAAGAAUAUAUAAAAUAAUCUUACAAUGUUGUACAUUAUGAUUUUAGAUAAAGUAGCAUAGAGUAUAAUUGGAUGAUUGAUGCACCAUAACUGUCUUUGUUAACCACUUAUAACCCCAUGAUAAGCAAAAUCUCCCAACACUUUGCAAAGAGUUAUUCCAUUCCCACAGAGACUUUCUACAUUCAAUCAAGCAAACGUAUUCUAUUUUGUUGGCGUAUACCAUGCCGGUAGCUAUAGCCGGGUCUAAAGGAUAUCUUUCAAUUCCAUAGUUCUAUUUGUUGACAGCUUGUGUCAUGUUUUGUCUACUAUGUUUUCGUACGAAAUUUUUUUUGAAUUUAAUUUCAAAAAACGAAGGCGAUCAAUCAAAUGCAUUGCUGGUUCUAUUUGCAAUGUUUCUAAAUGACCAAUCAAAAACUAGUAGAUAAAGGCCUAAGAGUCGAAUUUAGGUUCGAAAUUUGAGUUGUCAGUUGAUAUUUUAAAACCAAAGGGCUUGUUUUUGAUGUCAAUAGAGGAAUUGUUGUAAUUAAGAGCUUUUAAAUCUAAAUUAUAGAUAUUAUCUAAAGAUACAUGGAUUUGUUUAUAGAUGUAAAUAUAACUACCACACCUGCGCUGAUUUAUGCUUUUUCAUCGUUUUUCCUACAAAGGAAGCUCCACUUCGCCAUUUCAAAUUCAUUUUGGCUGCCAUACUAUAGUAAUAAUGGAAUCUUUUCAUUUGAAUUCCAAUUGAAACUACAAUUACAUAGGCAAUUUGUAACUGGCUGGCCUGUUUUCACAAAAUAAAACUAUUACAACCGUAUUGAUUAAAAGAACAGAUCAAGAAGAAAAAAAAGAAAAAUAAAGAAAUUUACAACUCUUAAAUAAUAUAUAGUAGUAGCUCUGGGUUCCUCCGAGUUUAGUUUCUACAGCAGAAUAUGUUAUAUGUGGUACGAAUGAAGAUGCUUGAAAGUUUGGAGGUGAGUCAAUAGAAAGGGAGUCACACAUGUCGAUGAAAGAGCUGUAGGAAUUACAAAAGAUAUUAAAUGAACUGAUGCAAAGAUUGACAAACAGAACCGACGUUUUAAGUCAGAUUUGAGGGUGGCAUAUUUAUCUGACUGUCUGCUAGCAUUGCAGUUGCGAUUUGUUUCGAAGCCAAUGGCUAGCUCUAAAACGUACGGACAGUUUCCUUGGUUUUGAGAAGUAAGUAAAGGCGUAGUUGGUCUCCAGUUACGGUAGAAGGGGAUAGAAAGCCUGGUAGAUUCGCGUAGAGAGAAGAUCCAUUUAUUGCUUUGAAGGAAGUGGCUAGAAAAUUUAAGGCAGAAUUAUGAUGCCAAGUAUAGCGGCCUUGGUCAAGGUACACUUUGCAUCCAGGAACAACGUGCAGAAGUGUUUCUUAGAGAAGACAGAAUUCACAGUCAGGUGUUCUAAUGUUCUAAUUUUUACGCGUUAGAACAAUGCUGUUAAGAAACUUGAUGGUAAAAUUAAAGAUGUUAGUUGGAAGAUUGCUCUAUGUUCUUGACCAAAUGCCGUUCAGCCUUUCCAGUGAAUGUGUCAUUAGGAAGGAGAUUGUAACUCCUUGAGAUGGUAACUUUUGAGAAUGACUUUACUUUUGGUCUGAUUUUAUAGCCUUUAGUACCUCUUUCGUAUUACAAUAGAUGUCGUGCUGUAGGUUCGUGUCGUGGCUGCUGUUUUUUCAUAGGGUUUGAAUGUCGAUGUUAGGAGAAGAUUUUAGGGCAAUGCGACAGACAGUUUGGCAUUGCGUAAAAUAAUGGAAACAUUUCAUUUUCAAUUCAACUUGAAUUACAAUCACAAAUCUCACUAUUA